This is a messenger RNA of Macaca mulatta (Rhesus monkey), 6230 nucleotides long. The record is from RefSeq and is a predicted model, not a curated record. NCBI's taxonomy places the organism in Eukaryota, Metazoa, Chordata, Mammalia, Primates, Cercopithecidae.
UCACCUCCCUACCCUCUCACAUCUCCCCUCCCACCCAUGCCUCCUCUCCCACUCACGCCUCAACCUCCUCAAAUGUGAGCUCCUGUGCAUCACUCCACCAAGACAACCUUGAAGGUUAGCAGUGGUUUGCCCCGCCACUAAAUCCAAUGUACUUUUCUCAGUUCACAUCUUGCCUGCGUUCUCCGAAACGUCCCACCCCGUAGACCGUCUUUCUCUCUUGCACAGGUGUUCUCCCUUGCAUAGGUGACGUCACAUUCUUUGGGUUUUCCUUCUAGCUCUCGGUCUGCUCCUACUGUGUCUCCUUUGCAGGCUUCUCUUCCACACUGGGAGUCUCCCCAACAAGCUGACCCCAUACGCUUCCCCUCGCCCUGACUCCUGGGCAGUGACGCCCACACUGACAACUUCCUUUGCCAUCUCUACACAUAAACUUUUAAAUUCCUGUCUCCAGCUAAUCCUCUUACUGGGCCCCAGCCUGAUUUAUUCAAUGUCUUUCAAAAUAUGUCCACAUGGAUAUUGUGGUCAUUUGGGGUUCCAUUUGUCCAAAACAUUUCAUGAUAUCCCAUCACACCCACCUGUUCCUGUGACCUUGGUCUCAGACCUCCUACCAUCCUCCCCAGGGCCUCCUCUCCCUCUUACCCAGGCCCCCAAGCAUGGCCAAUGUGUCUCCACGUUGUGUUGCUUUGACUUUCCCCACUUACUUUCUCUCCUUCCCUCCUACCAUUCCCUGGUCCAGGCCUCCAUCAGCCUUUUGCCUGGACAACUGCAGUAGCUCUAACUGAUCCCUUUAAGUCCACACUCUAGGGCCCUUAUCCAUUUUCCACCUGCAUCCAGAGAGAUUCCCCUGUCUGGGGACAUAUUUUCUGCUGCAGAGACCUUCACUGUCUUCCCAGGGCCCGUGGAAUCAAUUAUAGAUGCUGUGCUGUGACCUGGUAGUUUGGUCCAUCCUCCCUUACUCCUCCCAACUCCCCUAUCCCCGCCACAUGGUUCCACCUUUUAGUUUCUCAAUAGAGCCCCCUGCUUCCCUCUGCCAGACCUUUCCCAGGCUCUUCCCUCUCCCCCUUCCCCAGUGGCCCUUCUCGGAGUCGCUCACCUGUUGUUGAGAUUUCAGCUGAAGCAUACUUCCCCAGGGAGCCCUGACCACCCUUCCUGGGUCCAGAUCUCUUGUUAUAUAGCCACAGAAAAUGCAUUCCUUUUGUUUAACUUUUUUAACCUGUCUGUAACGAUCCCUCAUCUGUGAGAUCAGUCUAGUGUGUCUGCUUUCCACAGGCCCUGAACUUGGAUUUGCUCAUCACUGCACCCCACGUCCAAUCCAGCCUGCCGUGUACUUAGCAUCUGAUGAGUAUUUGUCAGCUGUGCUAAGGCUUCUGUUCCUGGUUCUUCAACAGCAUAACCAUGAAGGACGAGGAUCUGAUUAACAAGUGUGGGGACGACGCACGCAUCUACAUCGUGUUCCAGUACCACCUCAUCAUCUUCGUGCUCAUCAUCUGCAUCCCUUCCCUGGGCAUCAUUUUGCCCAUCAACUAUACUGGAUCCGUUCUGGACUGGAGCAGUCACUUUGCUCGGACCACCAUUGUCAAUGUCUCCACAGAGAGCAAGCUCCUGUGGCUGCACAGCCUGCUGUCCUUCUUCUACUUCAUCACCAACUUUGUGUUCAUGGCUCAUCACUGCCUGAGGUUUGCGCCCAGGAAUAGCCAAAAGGUCACAAGGACGCUAAUGAUCACCUAUGUGCCCAAGGACAUUGAAGACCCAGAAAUCAUCAUUAAGCAUUUUCACGAGGCCUAUCCAGGCAGUGUCGUGACCAGAGUCCACUUCUGCUACGACGUCAGGAACCUGAUCGACUUGGACGAUCAGAGGCGCCACGCCAUGCGGGGCCGGCUCUUCUACACAGCCAAGGCCAAGAAGACUGGGAAGGUGAUGAUCAGGAUCCACCCCUGCGCCCGCCUGUGCUUCUGCAAGUGCUGGACCUGCUUCAAGGAGGUGGAUGCAGAGCAGUAUUACAGCGAGCUAGAGGAGCAGCUAACAGACGAGUUCAAUGCCGAGCUCAACCGCGUGCCGCUCAAGCGCCUGGACCUGAUCUUCGUCACCUUCCAGGACUCCAGGAUGGCCAAGCGCGUCCGUAAGGAUUACAAAUAUAUCCAUUGUGGUGUGCAACCCCAGCAGUCCUCAGUGACCACCAUCGUCAAAUCCUAUUACUGGAGGGUCACUAUGGCUCCACACCCCAAAGACAUUAUUUGGAAACACCUGUCUGUCCGCCGCUUCUUUUGGUGGGCCCGCUUUAUUGCAAUCAACACCUUCCUCUUCUUCCUCUUCUUCUUCCUCACCACGCCUGCCAUCAUCAUGAACACUAUCGACAUGUACAACGUCACCCGCCCCAUCGAGAAGCUGCAGAGCCCAAUUGUGACCCAGUUCUUCCCCUCUGUGAUGCUCUGGGGCUUCACAGUGAUACUGCCUCUGAUUGUCUACUUCUCCGCCUUCCUGGAGGCCCACUGGACCAGAUCAAGUCAGAAUCUGGUCAUGGUGCACAAGUGCUACAUCUUUCUGGUGUUCAUGGUGGUCAUUCUGCCCUCUAUGGGACUGACCAGUUUGGAUGUCUUUCUCCGCUGGCUCUUUGACAUCUACUAUCUAGAGCAGGCCUCCAUCAGGUUCCAGUGUGUGUUCCUGCCAGACAACGGCGCCUUCUUUGUCAACUACGUGAUCACGGCAGCUUUACUGGGCACAGGCAUGGAGCUGCUGCGUCUGGGGUCACUCUUCUGCUACAGCACCCGCCUCUUCUUCUCUAGAUCAGAGCCAGAGAGAGUCAACAUCAGAAAGAACCAGGCCAUAGACUUCCAGUUUGGGCGCGAGUACGCGUGGAUGAUGAACGUGUUCAGCGUGGUGAUGGCGUACAGCAUCACUUGCCCCAUCAUUGUGCCUUUUGGGCUGCUCUACCUGUGCAUGAAGCACUUGACGGAUCGCUAUAACAUGUACUACUCCUUCGCACCCACCAAACUGAAUGAGCAGAUCCACAUGGCUGCCGUCUCCCAGGCCAUCUUUGCGCCACUCUUGGGUCUGUUCUGGAUGCUGUUCUUCUCUCUCCUGCGGUUAGGUUCUCUCCAUGCCAUCACCAUGUUUUCCCUGUCCACCCUCCUCAUUGCCAUGUUAAUUGCCUUUGCUGGCAUUUUUCUGGGGAAGCUUCGGAUGGUUGCCGACUACGAGCCCGAGGAGGAGGAGAUCCAGACGGUGUUUGACAUGGAGCCAAGCAGCACCUCCUCCACGCCCACCUCCCUCCAGCUAUAUGUGGCCACCGUGCUGCAAGAACCGGAGUUGAACCUGACCCCCGCCUCCUCCCCAGCCAGGCACACCUAUGGCACCAUGAACAACCAGCCGGAAGAGGGAGAAGAAGAGAGUGGUCUGAGGGGCUUUGCAAGGGAGCUAGACUCGGCCCAGUUCCAGGAAGGGCUGGAACUGGAGGGCCAGAACCAGUACCACUGACUGGGACCUGAGGCCUCCACUGGCGACUUGUUGAGGAGCCAGGGGAGGGCCUGGCAAGGGGAGGCAGGAGGGUGGCCUGGACCUCCUCACUACCUCCUGCAGACUUUGAGAAGCCCCCAGUGGAGACAUCUGCCACCCCAGCCAUGGGCCAUACGGGCGCCCUGACCUGCUGCUGCCCAGCUGGAACUGGGGGUAAUCGGCAGUGCUGAGGGAACCUGGGAAGGGAUGGAGGAUACAGGGAAGCCCAUGUCCUGAAAGAGGUGGCUGGAGCGCCAGCACAGAGACUGAACGCUGGGGUCCCUUCCUGGGACCAAGAUGGAGAAGGUGUUCCUAAGGGAGGAGGCAGAAAGAGGCCGCCGAAGGCUCUCUGGGGUCAUCACCACUCUGCAUCAGCUGCCCUUCCAAGGAGCUUCUGCUGCUGCUCCUUCUCCCAGCCCCGGCCCAUUCCUCCCCUGCAGUCUGAGGAGGCAAAGGUACGUGCACGGGGCACAUUGACAGGACACAGAGGACCACCUCAUCACGGGGUUCCCUGCAUGGGGAUCUGUAAACAGAAAGUUUCUGCACCCACCCGAGGAAGAACCAACUGAAAGCGCAGACCUGAGAAGAGGUAACUCAGCCCCUUCCUGCUCCUCUGCCCUCAUCAGAUGUCCCCAGGAGCAGCAGGGCAGAGGCCCUUCUCCUUUCUAUUCUUACAAGGGUAGCUAGAGCGCGACCACUCAGGGCUCAUCAAAUGAGACUUGUGUGCAUUUUUCAGAAGGAAACCUUGGUUAGUCCUUGCUGGGUAACACAAAGUGGGGUGAGACAGAGGCCGAUUUCAUGGAAGGGGGCUUUCUCCCUAAAACUCUGGGUGGUGGGAAACCAGCUAUACCUCCCCAAGCCCCAGGGUCUAAAGAGAAGACCCCCCAAAGCCAAAGAUGUGGCCACUUAAAAGAGUCUCCUGCCUCCUACCCAACUGAGUGCCUGGGCCCCCAGCUUGGUCAAGAUGGGCAGUACAUUAGGGUAAGAACCCCAUGCUUCAAACUGAAGGACUGACCUUCACCUGAGUCCCAAGUAGGACCCUUCCUCCCUUCUCGGGACUGCCCCUGCACCCUGCCUUGAAGACCACCCAAGCGACCUCCAGUGUGGGCCUGGUCUAGACACUGCAGAUGCUUCAAUCAUGAUGUCACCCCAGGCCUGCCAGGGGUGGGGUGGAGGGGAGGGUCACGUGCUCCAGGGAGAAGCCCUUUCUGGAGAAGCAAGGCUGCCCUCCCAGGGCUGCCACCACCUGAGACCUGGGGGAGCUGAAUUCCAAACAGUGAUGGCGACAUUCAGCACCUUUGCCAUAGCUGGGGGGAACCGGCCUCUGCCUCUGGGAUGGGCUCUCAUUGGGACCACCAUGUAGCCCAGCCAGGGAGGACAUGAGAAGGACCAGUGGGGGCCUCAGUGAACCAGAACAAGCCAAGCUGAAUGGGGUCUGUGUGCUCUCCAGGGCCCUCUUCAGCCCCCUCCUCCAAAGGUCUGGGUCCCUGCACCAACCUACUGAAGGUGGGCUCAUCUCACCUGAGCACCUGCACCAGGCCCCAGUCACAGGGCUGCCCUGAACUCAGAUCACCUAGGCCUUGUCCCUGCCCCACCUUUGCCCCAUCCCAGCCCCAGACGCUCCAAGCUUCACCGCAGGUGAGAAAUUGUGCUCGAUGGGCAGAAACUGCUGCACCCCCAGAGUGUGGCCCACAUUUUGGCAUGGGGCUGUCUUUCCAGAGAGCUUGGGUUGGCUGGAGAGAGGCUGUCUUUCCCAUUCCUUGUCCAGCUAGGAAUAAGGGGGAAAUGAUCCUAGCCCAGCCCCUACACACCCAGGUCCCACAGGCCCCUCCCCACUGGCAUUUCACCAACCAACAAGGGGAAAGGACACUGUUACAGCACAGCAGUCAGGCCCAGCAGGAGCUUGGCACAUGGUGGGGAGGUGGCCAGCUCAGACCCUGCCCGACCUCAUCAUGUGUAUUUGGUAUAUGGGGCGUGGGACAUGCCAGAAGCUGGCCUGGGGUCUCUCCUUCACUGGACACAGCUUGCUGGAGCCUGCCCCCAGCCCCUGAAGCCCCUGCCAGACUGUGGAAGCCACAUAUGGGAAAGGUGCUGGCAGACAAUGUGGCGGGAUGGCUGGGGGCUUCUCCCUCUGAACCUGGGUCCAGUGUAGCCUGGCUCUGAGAGAAGGUGGUGAGCAUGUGGAGAAGGAGAAGGUUCCAUAGUCCACUCUUAGGGGAACCAGCAAAGCCUCAUGGCAGUUGGCUCCAUCUGGACCUCCCAUGGUCACUGCAGGGCGGUGGAGUGGGGCAUCCUUUAGCCUCCCCACCACCACAUCCAGGCCCUCUCAGGCACCUCCUGCCUCAGCCCACACCUGCCUCGUCCAUUGCCCCCCUCCCUCCACCUACUGCCAUCCCACUCCUCCGCCAGCCACUUCCCAGCCGCCCCACCCCACUCCGUCCUCCAAAUCACCCCCCAACUUAAUCCUUUCUGGAAGGAGCUGCCGCCCGGGAACCGGUAUUGCCUAGAGCCUCCAGGAGGGGCCCUCCUCAGGCCUCCAGUGGCCCCAUGCCCGCCUGCCUGACCCUCCACUGCCCCGGAAGCAAAGUGCCUAUCAGCAGCGUUGCGUCAUCUGGGGCCCCCAGUGGGGUGGGGGGGUGUGGGCUAACCUUGGCCACCACCACUAAAGGAAUGUGCCAGAAUGCUGAACCUUCUUGUUAAUGCUAUGACCGUGCCUUGAAUAAACAAGUCCUCCCAGCCUC